This is a messenger RNA of Truncatella angustata, 959 nucleotides long. RefSeq names its product Isochorismatase-like protein. The transcript has a single exon. The record is from RefSeq and is a predicted model, not a curated record. The coding region runs from base 122 to 787 and encodes 221 amino acids. NCBI's taxonomy places the organism in Eukaryota, Fungi, Ascomycota, Sordariomycetes, Amphisphaeriales, Sporocadaceae.
CUCGUAAUACGAAUGUGUCCGAUCACUAUAAAUUAUCGAUCGUUUAGAGGGAGCUCAGGACAUGAGUUUACAUUGUCAACUUUCAAAUUCCGGGUUUUAAUUUGCAUCAACGCAGGCCAUAAUGAAAUCGUCAUCGACGCGAAAAACCGCACUCAUCCUAGUUGACGUACAGAAUGGCUUUCUGCACCCAACCUUUUGGGGCGACAGUCGCAGCACUCCAGAAUGCGAGUACAAUAUAGAAAAAUUACUUCAAUCUGCUCGCAACCAUAGCAAGGGGUUACCAGAGACUCGCAGCGACAAAUCUGUACUCAUUUGUCAUGUGCAUCACCACAGUAUCCAACCAGAUUCCGAGCUGCACCCAGAAAAACAGAUCGAGGUGAACGGGAAGGUUUUAUUAGCGACGGACCCCCAGAGCUUUUCAUCUCCUGUCUCUGGGGAGUCCGUAUGGGUCAAAAACGUCAACUCGGGAUUUAUCGGAACAGGACUCGAGGCUUUCCUGAGAGAAAACGGAGUCAGACAACUGAUCAUCUGCGGAUUGACUACAGAUCAUUGUGUCAGCACAACGACACGCAUGGCAAGCAAUCUGAAGAUCGUGGACAUCGUGAACGACAACGGUGAGGUCUUGGAAGUGGGAGACAUCGUACUAGUUGGUGAUGCUUGCGCAACGUAUGCGAAAGGCGGUUUUGACGCCGAGACCGUUCAUCGAGUCAAUCUUGCUAGUUUGGACGAGGAAUUUGCUCAGGUGGCCUCAACGGAUGAUGUUAUUGAGAAAGUAUUGAAGACUUGAAUUGCUCGUUAGAAAUAUGAACUUGGAGGAACAAAUUCCGAAUAUCCAGGGCAAUGUGUGGGCAUGGCAAACGUGAAGCAGGUACAUAUUUCGAUUGGUUUGAAGACUUGAUCAAUCAAAUCUUACUAAUAUUGCGUAUGUGAAGAUGUCUUAGAUACUAGUGACUCUUAUA